UAUGGAGUCUGAAAUUUCCGAUAAUGAUAAUUACGUUGAUUUAAAACCUAUUUGGAUGGAUGGGUCCGAAUCGUACUAUCCAUCAAGAGUACUCGAGGAGAAGUUAGAAAGUAUUGAAAAAAAAUAUUAUGAAUUAAACUAUGAACAUAUGGAGCUCAAAAAUAAUUAUAAAUCGAUGGAAACUGAGUUAAAAACAAUGAAAGAGGAGAAAUUAAAAUCAGAAUCUUUAUUUAAAACAAAUAUUUCACAACUACCCAAUUAUAGAUCAAAAAUCGUAGAAUUGAAGAAGAUAAUCAAAGAAUUAACAUCGGGGAAAAAAAAACUAGAAAUAGACAUGAGCAAUUAUAUAUCGAAAAGUAAAGGAGUUAAAGAACAACUAAAAAACGCUAAAAGUGAAAAUUUUACUUUGACGAUUAAUAACACAAAAUUGUCACAAAAAAUAAAAGAUUAUGAAGAUGGAAAAUUGAAAAAGAUCAAGGAUACAGAUAAAAUAAAAUUGGAAAAUGAAAAGACAAAAGCUACAAUUAACGAUCUUAAAAUUGAGAUUUUAGCGUACAAGUCACAAAUAGCAUCUCUUAACGAACAGUUAAAAGUCAAAGAUAUAACUAGUAAUGUAUUAAUUUUGGAUAAUAAAAUAAAAGAUACUAAUAUCAAACAAUGUCGGGUAAGAUGAUAAUAUUUUAUUGCACAUACCUACCUAUUAUUAUUUAUUAGUAUACUAUAUUGAUAGAUAAAUAAUUAAGUAUACUUAUAAUAUUGUGUACCGGUUAAAAGGAGGAAAAUUAUAAACAUCAAAAAUAUGUUACCAUUGCCGAAAAAAAAUGUAAUAAUAUUGAAAAAAAAUGUCGAAAAUCAAUAAGUGAACGUGCAGGCUUAGAGAAGGCAAACAUGCGUCUAAAAGAAGAGAUUGUGACUAACACAAAGUUUAUCGAUGAAAUUGAAGAACUGAAAACAAAAUAUCACCUUAAAGUAAAAGAAUUAAAAAACGUACAGUCCAUGGUGCGAAAACAGGAGUUAGAAAUUACAAGCCAACAAAAUAAAACUGUGUAUUGAACGAAAAACAUUAUAUUAGUAGAAUACACGUUUUGGAACUAAAGAUAAAAAC
This is a messenger RNA of Metopolophium dirhodum (rose-grain aphid), 1105 nucleotides long. RefSeq names its product girdin-like. The record is from RefSeq and is a predicted model, not a curated record. The coding region runs from base 2 to 673 and encodes 223 amino acids. NCBI's taxonomy places the organism in Eukaryota, Metazoa, Arthropoda, Insecta, Hemiptera, Aphididae. The transcript is spliced from 7 exons.